Protopterus annectens (West African lungfish) is the source of this 3415-nucleotide messenger RNA. It is a transcript of the gene APLP2, whose product is annotated as amyloid beta precursor like protein 2. The coding region runs from base 122 to 2440 and encodes 772 amino acids. NCBI's taxonomy places the organism in Eukaryota, Metazoa, Chordata, Ceratodontiformes, Protopteridae. Gene Ontology annotation, molecular function: transition metal ion binding; serine-type endopeptidase inhibitor activity; heparin binding. The transcript is spliced from 18 exons. The record is from RefSeq and is a predicted model, not a curated record. Gene Ontology annotation, cellular component: membrane. Gene Ontology annotation, biological process: axonogenesis; central nervous system development.
AUUUCCUGUUGAAUAAAACUCGCAGGCUGCGCAACGCUGUUGUUAAAGCUGUGUUUGUGGUGAACAUUAAGGUAGAAGUUAAGUGUAUAGAAGAAAUCCCGAUACGGGUGGAGCUGGUAGGAUGUGGUCGUUCACGUUAAUAUUCGGACCGUUGUUAUUACUUUUGUCUGGGCUUGGUUCUUCGUUUGGCGGCUAUAUCGAGGCACUAGCUGCCAAUGCCGGGACUGGUUUUGCAGUGGCUGAACCGCAGAUUGCCAUGUUCUGUGGAAGGCUGAAUUUACACAUGAAUAUUCAGACUGGCAAAUGGGAGUCUGACCCUUCAGGUAAAAAAAGCUGCAUGGAUGCAGAGGAAGAUAUUCUGCGUUACUGUCGGGAGGUGUACCCAGACCUUCAGAUAACAAGUGUUGUUCAAAGCAACCAAGAAGUUAGCAUUGACAACUGGUGCAAAAUAGGCAAGAAGCAGUGUAGAGGUCAUACACAUCUUGUUAAUCCAUACAAAUGUCUUGUUGGCGAGUUUGUGAGUGAUGUGCUUCUGGUUCCUGAGGGCUGCAAGUUUUACCACAAAGAACAGAAGGAUUCAUGUGAGAGUCAAAAACACUGGGAUGCUGUUGCUGAGCAGGCAUGCCUUUCCAAGGGACACAUCUUGCAUGAGUCUGGCAUGCUGAUGCCACGGGGUAUUGAUAAGUUCUGUGGCAUAGAGUUUGUGUGUUGCCCUAAAACUCAAAUGCCAAAUAAAGACGCUGUUGUAGAAGAGGAGGAAGAAGAGGAUGAAGAUGAUGACUAUGAGGAGCAACGCCAAGCAGAAGAUGAGGAUGAGGAAGCUGAAUCAGAGACAGAAGAAAAGAGUGAAGUUCCGACGUCACUUGAUGUGGAGGAUGCAACUUAUGCAGUUGACGACUAUGAAUACUACAAUAAGCCCAUCUCUGAUUAUGACAGGCAGUAUGAUGAGGAUGAAAAAUAUUUAGAAGAGUAUGCUGAAGAGGAGGAGACUCCCACAGAAGCACUGGAUGGAAAGGCGGUCUUGGGUUUGGAAGUUCCCAAUGAAGUACGAGCUGUCUGUUCUCAAGAGGCCGUGACUGGGCCCUGCCGGGCUAUGAUGCAGAGGUGGUACUUCGAUAUCAACGAAAGAAAAUGCAUCCGUUUUGUCUAUGGAGGUUGUGGAGGCAACAGGAACAAUUUUGAAUCACAGAAAUAUUGUAUGGCUGUGUGUGGAAAAAUGAUUCCUCCUACGCCACAGCCCACAGAUGAUGUUGAUGUUUAUUUCGAGACCCCUGCUGAUGACAGUGAGCACACUCGCUUCCUGAAGGCCAAGGAACAGCUUGAAGUCCGCCACAGGAGUCGCAUGGAUCGGGUGAAAAAGGAAUGGGAAGAGGCUGAACGGCAGGCUAGAAAUCUACCCAAGGCUGAGAGACAAACCCUUGUUCAGCAUUUCCAAGAAAUGGUUGAAUCACUGGAGAAGGAAGCAGCCAGUGAGAAGCAGCAACUGGUAGAGACUCAUCUGGCCCGUGUUGAAGCAAUGCUCAAUGAUCGUCGUCGGGUGGCCUUGGAAAAUUAUCUCUCUGCUCUGCAAGCUGAUCUACCAAGACCACAUCGAAUUCUACAGGCUCUAAAACGUUAUGUGCGUGCAGAGAAUAAGGACCGUUUUCACACCAUUCGACAUUAUCAACAUGUCUUUGCUGUGGAUCCAGAGAAAGCAGCGCAAAUGAAAUCUCAGGUAAUGACACACCUCCGUGUUAUUGAGGAGAGGAUGAAUCAGAGCCUGUCUCUACUGUACAAGGUGCCUUAUGUAGCAGAAGAAAUCAAGGAUGAAAUCGAUGAACUAUUUCAGGAACAGCAGGCUGAUAUGGACCAACUGAUGGUUUCAACUUCCGACACUCAAGUUGAUGUCAAAAUGACCUCUGAGGAGAGUAUUGUGAAUCCGUUUGCAGACAUAAAGCCUUAUCGCCCCAUCCAAGUGAAAAGCUUCCCACCUUUGCCUGAGCAGGAAGGCGUUCAGCCGGAUUCGUGGCGUACCAUGAGGAAAGGUUCUGGGAUGGCAGAUGGGAACCAAUUGAUUGGUGCUGAAGAGAGGGUGAUUAACAGCAAGAACAAGGCCAAUGAGAAUGUGGUUAUAGAUGAAACUCUUGAUGUGAAGGAAAUGAUAUUCAAUGCAGAGAGAGUCAAUAGUGUGGAUACUGGCCUGGAGCCUGAAGGUCCUUUACGUGAUGACUUCAAUUUCAGCAGCAGUGCUUUGAUCGGCUUAUUAGUGAUUGCUGUUGCCAUAGCAACAGUCAUUGUGAUUAGCCUGGUAUUGCUGCGGAAGCGACAGUAUGGUACCAUCAGUCAUGGAAUUGUUGAGGUUGAUCCAAUGUUGACCCCUGAGGAGCGUCAUCUAAACAAGAUGCAGAACCAUGGCUAUGAAAAUCCUACAUACAAAUACUUGGAGCAAAUGCAGAUAUAAGGCCAAAGAGUAGGAAAAGAAUAGGGACAUACUGUCUCUACUGCAAGAGGGACAGGUGCCGCCUGGGGCCAUGUUUAAAUAUACUACUGACCAACUGUUAAGGACUUCAUCUCACAUUCACAACUCUUGGAUCAUUGAAAUUGUAAUUACUGCUGUCAAAUAAUUUGUUUUUAAAUGGCGAUCUAACAGAUAUAUAAUCCUGUUUAAACGCAUUGAUUUGUUGCUGAGAUCUUUAUCAAGAUGUAGUUUUUUAUUCUAUAAAUGCAGUUCAGCUGUACUGUGUUUCACAAGCUUUAUUGUAAAUGAGGAACAUUUAUUGGAUUUUAUUUGAAAUAGCAUUGCUUGUAUAUGAAGGCUGUUUGUACUGAUUAGAUUACAUGAGUGCCCAUUCCUGUACAGCAGUAUUCCUUUUUUAAAUUAUAUAAAAUAUAUAUAUGUAUAUCAAUGUGUGUGUGAAUGACGUUCACGAGUUUGUGCGAUUUUUUUCCCCCCUGUAAGUGAAAGAUCGAGUGGUUUAGCAAUAUUCUGCUAAUGAGUCAUUUUCUUCCAUCAAAUUAUUGAGGUUCAUAUAAUGCUGUUUUAAAGCUGUGUUGGUGAAAAGAUGAGAUAUUUCCUUCUUUCCUUAGAGCAGCAGCUGUGGGACUGUAAAAGGUGAUUGUUGGUUUGUAAAGCCUGAUUUGAAAAGGGGAUACUGCAUCUUUUCUUAAACUGAAAGAAGUGGGACGUGAGUUUUGUAAACACUGAGAAGAAAUGGAUUGUUUUUUUUUUUCUCCACCACCACUGUAAUGUCUGUAUAGUUAUGUUCAUUCACCACUUAAACCUGGAGGUUCUGGAAACCUGUGUUGUGCAAGAUAAAUAUUUUUUAAUGAUAUGCAAUUUUAUUUUUCCCUGUUCGUCUCCCAGUGUGCAUACAUUCUCCUGGUUGAUGCCUCUGUCUAACAUGUAGACACAUCAAUAAACACUAUUACUACUGUU